Molecule: messenger RNA, 894 nt
Organism: Exserohilum turcica Et28A
Lineage: Eukaryota; Fungi; Ascomycota; Dothideomycetes; Pleosporales; Pleosporaceae
Exons: 3
Coding region: 1-894 (297 amino acids)
Source: RefSeq, a predicted model, not a curated record
AUGCCAAGCUGGCAAGAAGCUACCGCUGUGGAGAAGCUCUCCUCCCACACGUACUCGUGCACACUGCACGACGAUUGGUGCAUCGGCACAGUUCCGAAUGGAGGAUUCGUUACCGGAUGCCUUCUCGAGGUAGUCAAAGCGCACUUCAGCACGACUCUGGCAGGCCAAAACCAGCCUCACACAAUCGCCCUGCAUGUAGAAUUCCUGCGGCGCACCCAGGCCGGGCCCGCCAUCUUCACCAUCCAGGAUGUGAAGCUCGGCCGCCAGACGACGACAGUGCACGUGAGCCUGCAGCAAGAGGGGCGAGAGGAAAUCGUUGCCUACGUAACAAACUCCAACAUGACCGAGGGAGAUGGCUUCAGCUACGACACAGAGUACAAGCCUUCGCCGCCAAUCCUCUCGGUCGAUCUGUCCAAGCUGGAGCAAGGCACGGAUCCAACCUGGAAACUCGCCACCAACAUGCCACAUGCCAAGUUCCGCAAGGCAAUGAACCAAAUCCAUUUCCAUUUCCCGCAAAAUGGACGCGCUGCUGUCAAUAUAUCCGACCAAUGGGUGUGCUUCUCUGACGGCAGUAACUUUACUGAUUCAUCAAUCGGAUUCAUAGCAGACAUGUUUCCACAGAUUGCCGAAGGCUUCAGAGAGGACAAUGCCAAUCCGCUAUGGUAUCCGACGCUGCUGAUGAACAUCGACAUGAAAAAGGCACUGCCGCCAGGGGGCGUCAAGUGGCUGCUGACUCGGGUCGAGAUCAAGAAGGUAUUCAAGGGGAGAAUGGACCUGGAAGUGUGGGUGUAUGAUGCUGAAGGAGACUUGGUGGCCUUGAGCCAUCACGUUGGCCUUAUUGUCGACGCGAGUAGGAACACGGCGGCGAGGAGGGUCGGCGAUGCCAAGAUCUAG